GGUGGGCUCCAUAACAAAUCUCUCACAUUUGGUGGGGGGAUGUCUAUCCCAUUCCGACUCGCAAUUUGCCCACACGGCUUCUAUCGGUCCAACCUUGAAAAUUAACCAAGUUGUGUAAAUAUCAAGGAGAUGGAAAUUUCACAUGUUGUGGAGGACAAAGAACAUCAAGCCGAGGACGAGGACGAGGUCCCGACUGUGCCGCGUGAGGCUUUGUUCCUGGUUUUAGCUUACCUUCCUCUGUUUGAGCUUCUUGCCAUGAGUGAAGUUUGCGUGUCACUAAGAGAUGCAGUGCACAAGGAUGUAUUGCCAUGGCUGGAUAAUAUCAUAGUUGAAAGGCCUUUGAACUUGCGACUGUCUGAUGAGAUUCUGAUGAAGAUCACUUCAAAGGCGAUUGGUAGGCUGAAAACUUUGGCUCUCGUGAACUGUUUGAAGAUUACGGAUGAUGGGCUUCAGUGGGUCAUAGACAAAAAUCCUCUUAUCAACAAGCUAUACAUACCAGCAUGCACUGGCUUAACACCUGAGGGAGUCAUUAGAGCAGUGAAGACAUUAUCCGAAGGUCAUCACAGCUUAAAGAGCCUGAGGAUAAAUGGUAUCUACAACAUAAAGAAAGAACACCUUGAAACAAUUCUCUCUUAUCUGCAAAUGAACCUGUCUCAGCAGGAUAUGCAGCGAAAGCAGCAACCUACCCUCUAUCAUAACAGGAAGUUCCCAAUUUUCAGAAACGAAGAAAGUGAUCAUGAUCCUAUGCUUGACGUGGAUAUCUGCCCAAAGUGCAACGAUGUAAGAGUGGUUUACGAGUGUCUAAGAGAGACCUGCAAGAGGAAGACGGAGCUGCUGUCGACCGAAUGCAGAGGUUGCAACCUCUGCAUUCCGAGGUGCGAAGAGUGUGGCCGAUGCACAGGAUCUGAAGAACCGGAAGAAACUGCUUGUGGAGACGACUUGUGUUCAGAGUGCUGGCUGCAGCUUCCCAAAUGUAAUUUUUGCAACAGACCGUAUUGCAACCAACAUACCAAUCGGCAGUACAAGAUUUCCAGCUCUACUGGCUUUGUUUGUGAUGUUUGUCAUAUAUCCUACUACUGUUAGUUAAGAUUUUUUUCAAUGAAUUCAUAAUACUGUAAGCAUCAAACAACUAUGUUGAGGUUGAAUGACAAUUCAGAAAGACUUUUCUUCCA
Molecule: messenger RNA, 1172 nt
Organism: Alnus glutinosa
Lineage: Eukaryota; Viridiplantae; Streptophyta; Magnoliopsida; Fagales; Betulaceae
Product: F-box protein SKIP28
Exons: 3
Coding region: 130-1083 (317 amino acids)
Cellular component (GO): cytoplasm
Molecular function (GO): protein binding
Source: RefSeq, a predicted model, not a curated record